This is a messenger RNA of Pterocles gutturalis (yellow-throated sandgrouse), 1750 nucleotides long. It is a transcript of the gene ERGIC1, whose product is annotated as endoplasmic reticulum-golgi intermediate compartment (ERGIC) 1. The transcript has 10 exons. Lineage: Eukaryota; Metazoa; Chordata; Aves; Pterocliformes; Pteroclidae. The record is from RefSeq and is a predicted model, not a curated record. The annotation marks the transcript as partial. Gene Ontology annotation, cellular component: Golgi membrane; endoplasmic reticulum membrane; endoplasmic reticulum. Gene Ontology annotation, biological process: retrograde vesicle-mediated transport, Golgi to endoplasmic reticulum; endoplasmic reticulum to Golgi vesicle-mediated transport.
CUUUUCUCGCCUUGUUCUAUUAUUGUGACUUGGGCGAGACGACGCCAGCUUUCAGUGUUCGUUGGGCUGCGAGGAGGAAUGAUCAGCUACUUCCUCUGCCUGCGAGAGCAUGAUGUCAGCAGCUACUCUGGGUUGCUUUACCAUCUGCUGCUGCUGUUGCUUUGGUUUGACAUCUACAGGAAGGUGCCAAAAGACCUUACACAGCCAACCUACACAGGGGCUAUUAUCUCUGUCUGCUGCUGUCUCUUCAUACUGUUUCUCUUCCUGUCUGAGCUCACCGGAUUCAUAGCCACUGAAAUAGUUAAUGAGCUCUACGUGGAUGACCCAGACAAAGACAGUGGAGGUAAAAUAGAAGUGAAUCUGAACAUCAGUUUGCCAAACCUGCAUUGUGAAUUAGUUGGACUAGACAUCCAAGAUGAAAUGGGAAGGCACGAAGUGGGUCAUAUUGACAACUCGAUGAAGAUACCUCUCAAUAAUGGGGAUGGCUGCAGGUUUGAGGGCCAUUUCAGUAUCAACAAGGUCCCUGGUAACUUUCACGUGUCAACACACAGUGCCACUGCGCAGCCUCAGAAUCCUGACAUGACUCAUGUCAUCCACAAGCUCUCAUUUGGGGACAAGUUACAGGUCCAUAACGUUCAUGGAGCAUUCAAUGCCUUGGAGGGAGCAGACAAACUCAGCUCAAAUCCUCUCGCAUCUCAUGAUUACAUAUUGAAGAUAGUCCCGACAGUGUACGAAGACAUGAGCGGCAAGCAGCGAUACUCAUACCAAUAUACUGUAGCAAAUAAGGAGUAUGUAGCCUACAGUCACACUGGCCGCAUUAUCCCAGCUAUCUGGUUUCGUUACGAUUUGAGCCCCAUCACAGUGAAAUACACAGAGAAGCGACAGCCUUUGUACAGGUUUAUCACAUCGAUAUGUGCCAUCAUUGGAGGAACGUUUACUGUAGCUGGGAUCCUUGACUCCUGCAUUUUCACAGCAUCAGAGGCCUGGAAGAAGAUCCAGCUGGGGAAAAUGCAGUAGUGGUGAAACUCUACCCUAGUCUCCAAGGACAGGAGCAAAGAUUGAGAAGUCUACCACUACCUGUUUUUGUCUUUAUUUUCUGUUUGAUUGAAUCAGUAAGUUUUUCUCUAAUCAGGCUGUUCGGUGAAGACGUCUUCAACAAAUCAAAGAAAUCUCCAUGCAUUUCAGAGCUCUGAGAGUGAAAAAUCAAUGGAAUCAGGGCAUGGAUUUCGAUUCUCUCCCCCCCCAGAAAGAGAGGUUGAACUGCCAUAUACGAAAUACACCGUCAAAUCUAAGUACGGAUGACAGUCUGUUCUCUGGGAGGUUCCUAUGGCAGUGUACAAACUAGAGGUAGUAGAUUGCAAAGAGCUGAGCUGUCUUGUGGCACUUUUUGGAAUUCUGUUGGAUUUGCAUGAUUAGACAAUCGACUUUUGUAUAAGGCAAAAUUAUACAUUAGGAAGAAAUUCCACCCGUGGUGCCAAAAAGGUGAUGUAUCUGUUGGUGAGGAACGGAAAGUGUUAGUCCCUGUAGCAAACUUAGAGACAGAGGGCAGAAAUAACAUCAAGAAAUGUUUUGUGCUUUUAUUGAAAGCUCUUUUGUUCAGAUAUUACCUUUCUAAUGAAAUGAGCAAAUGAGAAGAGGAAGCCUUCCCUCAGCUACCUUUUCCUGGGUAAUCUAUGAUCCAGGCAGUGGAGGGCAUUUCUUUGACUCUGGAUGUAAAAGUGGUUUCAUUUCUUCCCAGAAACUGAAUAUC